AUGUUUUCUGUCUUCUUGCUUAUCGCCGCAUCACUUGCAGCUUAUCCAAACGACUUACAAUACUCGGUCCCAUUUUGGCAUGUUUAUGUUGGGAUUGACACACAUCUUGGAAAGUCGUUAAAUUACGAACUUGAUGUCCCAAACAACAUUGGCAGCAAGUGUUACACAAUCACAACUGGUGUUUCUGUCCGAAUUGAAAAUACACAGUUGAGUAUCUUUGACAAUGCCAACUGUGAUGGGUAUAGAAAAACGUACAUGGAUGCAAAUGAGUAUUACAAGCAGUGUGGCAUUUGCAAUGGAUUUGGAAUAGCUGGGAGUGGAUACCCCGCAAACAUGUUGAUUCCCUUCGACAACCCAAUCAUGGGCAAAUUUGUUGUUGAUACGUCAAAUGCCAAUUGCCCCGCUGGUAAUUACAUUCCAUCAUACAUUUUGUCAACACAAACUGAACUUGGCUUCAGUUACAUAUUGGGUGGUGUUAAUAACGUUUACAACUUUGGAUUCAGAAUUAAUCAAACCGACAAAAACCACAUCAAAGGUGAGUGGCUUGACAAACUCCCAACAGACUCAACAGCAAAAGUGUUGUUCUCAAUUGAAAACAAUAAAUGCACACUUGUCAAAAAUCACUGGGUUAAAAUCCAGUUAGACACUUUUGAGGUUGCCAACUGUAAGAUUGUAACACAGGCUGAAAAGCCAGUCGAUCCACCUGUGGCUCCAGUCGACCCUUCAAACCCCUCUGAACCAACCGAACCAGAAAAACCAGUAAACUCUGAGGAAUCAACUGAAAACUCGGAAAUCGCAAAUUUGGACGGUGCUUACUCUGUUGCCAUUUUUGUUGUGAUUGGAUUUCUUGUUCUGUUGAUAUAA
This is a messenger RNA of Entamoeba invadens IP1, 864 nucleotides long. RefSeq lists its product as hypothetical. The record is from RefSeq and is a predicted model, not a curated record. The transcript is spliced from 2 exons. NCBI's taxonomy places the organism in Eukaryota, Evosea, Mastigamoebida, Endamoebidae. Bases 1 to 864 code for a protein of 287 amino acids.